AUGGAGCCUGUGAUGCUGAACUUACGGAGUCUGUAUAAUCAACUUCUGCGCCAGGCUGAAGUUUUAAGUGAAGGAGACGAAUGCCAGUUUAUUCAGUUAGCGAAGAACUUUGAAGAGUAUCGGAGAAAACUGCAGAAAACGGAGCACGAGCUUGGCAGGUACAAAGAUCUGCUCAUGAAAACUGAAGCUGAGCGUAGUGCUUUGGACGUGAAGCUGAAACAUGCUCGCAAUCAAGUGGAUGUGGAGAUCAAACGAAGGCAGAAAGCUGAAACGGACUGUGAAAAGCUGGAGCGGCAAAUACAACUGAUCCGAGAGCUGCUCAUGUGUGAUGCGUCCGGGAGUAUCCAGCUAAGCGAAGAGCAGAAGUCUGCCCUCGCCUUCCUUAACAGGCCGCAGGUUUCCAUAGGGGGUUCAGGCAACAAAAGGCUGUCUACAAUAGAUGAAUCUGGCUCGAUUCUGUCAGACAUCAGCUUUGACAAGACCGAUGAGUCACUGGACUGGGAUUCCUCUGUGGUGAAAGCUGUCCGACUGAAAAGGAGAGAGAAGCGGCGGUCUUCCAGGCAGUUCAUUGAAGGCCCACCAGGUCCUCAGAAGAAAACCAGAUCAAUUGGCUCCACAGCGGACCAGGGAAAUGAAUCCAUAGUAGCAAAGACAACUCUCAUGGUCCCCAAUGAUGGUGGCCCAAUUGAGGCCAUCUCUACUAUCCAGACCGUGCCCUGCAGUCUGAGAAGCCGAAGGAAGAGUGGUCCUUUGCAGCCUUGGAGCAGCGAGUCAAGCAUAGGCAGUAAGCAGCUGGAACCCAAACUGGAGACUGAUGGCUCUGGCACCCCACAGAACACUGGGGGAGUGAGGCUGCAUGAGUUUGUUUCAAAAACGGUUAUCAAGCCAGAAUCAUGCGUUCCAUGUGGAAAGAGAGUAAAAUUUGGAAAAAUCUCUCUGAAGUGCAGAGACUGCCGCGUGGUCACUCAUCCAGAGUGUCGGGACCGCUGUCCUCUUCCCUGUAUCCCCACCUUGACAGGGACUCCUGUCCGGAUCGGAGAGGGGACCUUGAUGGACUUUGUCCCUUCUACUCCUCCAAUGAUCCCUUCCAUCAUAGUGCACUGCGUUAAUGAGAUCGAGCAGCGAGGGCUGCAUGAGACGGGCCUUUACCGGGUGUCUGGCUGUGACAAGACAGUGAGAGAACUGAAAGAGAAGUUUCUUAGAGCAAAAAAUAUUCCUUUGCUCAGUAAAGUGGAUGAUAUCCACGCCGUCUGCGGCCUUCUCAAAGACUUUCUACGCAGCCUGAAAGAACCUCUUCUCACUUUCCGGUUAAACAAGACUUUUAUGGAAGCUGCAGAAAUCUCAGAUGAGGACAACAGCAUUGCUGCUAUGUACCAAGCAGUUGGUGAACUUCCUCAGGCCAACAGGGACACCCUGGCUUUCCUCAUGAUCCACCUGCAGAGGGUGGCUCAGAGCCCGGAGACUAAAAUGGACAUUCCCAACUUGGCCAAAGUCUUUGGCCCCACAAUAGUUGCCCAUGCGGUACCUGAUCCCGACCCUAUGACGCUCCUGCAAGACACCAAGCGGCAGCCCAAGGUAGUGGAGCGACUUCUGCUGCUGCCUACGGACUACUGGAGCCAGCUGAUGAUGGUGGAGCAAGAAAACAUUGACCCAGCGCAUGUAAUCGAGAACACCAAUGCCUUCUCCACUCCACAGACACCAGAUGUCAAAGUGAGUAUGCUUGGACCUCUCACUACUCCGGAGCAGCAGCUCUCCAAGACGCCGUCAUCCAGCUCCCUGUCCCAGAGGGUCCGGUCUACCUUCAGCAAAACCACCCCCAAAUUUGGGAGCAAAAGCAAGUCAACAACCCAGCUUGGGCAUCAGGGCAACUUCUUUGCCUCUCCCAUGCUGAAGUGA
Molecule: messenger RNA, 1896 nt
Organism: Tauraco erythrolophus (red-crested turaco)
Lineage: Eukaryota; Metazoa; Chordata; Aves; Musophagiformes; Musophagidae
Source: RefSeq, a predicted model, not a curated record